This is a messenger RNA of Sapajus apella (tufted capuchin), 818 nucleotides long. It is a transcript of the gene PRSS37, whose product is annotated as serine protease 37. NCBI's taxonomy places the organism in Eukaryota, Metazoa, Chordata, Mammalia, Primates, Cebidae. Gene Ontology annotation, cellular component: acrosomal vesicle. Gene Ontology annotation, biological process: positive regulation of acrosome reaction; proteolysis. Gene Ontology annotation, molecular function: serine-type endopeptidase activity. The coding region runs from base 1 to 708 and encodes 235 amino acids. The record is from RefSeq and is a predicted model, not a curated record. The transcript has 5 exons.
AUGAAAUUUGUCUUCUAUUUGGGUGUCCUUGCUGGGACCUUUUUCUUUGCUGAUGCAUCUGUUCAGAAAGAAGACCCUGCUCCCUAUUUGGUAUACCUCAAGUCUCACUUCAACCCCUGUGUGGGCGUCCUCAUCAAACCCAGCUGGGUACUGGCCCCAGCUCACUGCUACUUACCAAAUCUGAAAGUGAUGCUGGGAAAUUUCAAGAGCAGAGUCAGAGAUGGUACCGAACAGACAAUUAACCCCAUCCAGAUCAUCCGCUACUGGAACUACAGUGAUAGCGCCCCACAGGAUGACCUCAUGCUCAUCAGGCUGGCUAAGCCUGCCACGCUCAACCCCAAAGUCCAGCCCCUUCCCCUCGCCACCACCAAUGUCCGGCCAGGCACUGUCUGUCUACUCUCAGGUUUGGACUGGAGCCAAGAAAACUACGGCCGACACCCUGACCUGCGGCAGAACCUGGAGGCCCCCGUGAUGUCUGAUAAAGAAUGCCAGAAAACAGAACAAGGAAAAAGCCACAGGAACUCCUUAUGUGUGAAAUUUGUGAAAGUAUUCAGCCGAAUUUUUGGGGAGGUGGCCGUUGCUACUGUCAUCUGCAAAGACAAGCUGCAGGGGAUCGAGGUUGGGCACUUCAUGGGCGGGGACGUCGGCAUCUACACCAAUGUUUACAAAUAUGUAUCCUGGAUUCAGAACACUGCUAAGGACAAGUGAGACCCUACUUCUUCCUCUGCAUUCCACUGGCUCUGCCAUGGACUGUACAAGCAGAGAAUUUUCCCUCAAUUCAAAAUAAAAUCUCCAAAUAAAAAUUUGGGAAUGUAGCA